Messenger RNA from Gigantopelta aegis, 4804 nucleotides. Its product is annotated as sushi domain-containing protein 2-like. The record is from RefSeq and is a predicted model, not a curated record. The transcript is spliced from 18 exons. NCBI's taxonomy places the organism in Eukaryota, Metazoa, Mollusca, Gastropoda, Neomphalida, Peltospiridae. Gene Ontology annotation, biological process: cell-matrix adhesion. The coding region runs from base 1 to 3327 and encodes 1108 amino acids.
AUGUACAAGGUGAUAUCUGGUAUAUUCCAGCAGUACGUGUACACGGUGAUAUGGGGUAUAUUCCAGCAGUACGUGUACAAGGUGAUAUUUGGUAUAUUCCAGCAGUACAUGUACAAGGUGAUAUGGAUAUAUUCCAGGAAAUGUUCCAGUAUUUCUCCACUGUUUGGAUACGGCACAGACUAUGGAGACAGCAUUGUAGAAAAUUUGGAUAAACUUAAAGAAGUUGAUCUAAAGCACCACGUACCGUUCUUUGGGCGGAAAUACAGGACGGCAUAUAUCUCCGUAGACGGCCUGCUCGGUUUCAGCUCCGAAACUAGCUACCGUCAGAUUCAUUACAGUGCUGGCCCCGACGACCCUACGAAAGAUGUUCCCUUUGUCGGUCCUUUCCACUACCACGGAGACAAACCGUCGGACAGCAGAUCGUACCAGGGCGAAAUCUUCUAUAGACUGAUCACGGAUCGGCAUACACUAGACGACUUCAGCGUCUACGUCCUGAACUCAACUGUUGGACACCAUUCUUUCCGCCCCGCGGUGGCGCUACAGGUCACGUGGGUAAACGUCACUGACGCCCUGUCGUUGGAAGAUGAAGGUUGCAGUGCAGUUAGGGGAACUGCAAACCAGUGUCCGAGUGUUACUUUCCAGAUCGUAUUUGUGGCGUCCACUAAGCAUUCGUACAUAUUCAUCAACUAUGAGAGGAUGGCGAUUCCUCUACAUCCAUAUUACCAGGCAGGAUUUAACGGUGGCGAUGGCUUGGGAUGGAAGAGUAUAUUGCCGUGUGAUCCACCUUCUUGCAGUCUCACCCUAAACGAUCUCCCAGAUCUCCAAGGAAGUGACGUCAUAGGUCGCUAUGUUUUUGACCUGAGCGGACAACAAAUACGAAGAGGAGGGUGUAUACCUACAGAACUAGCAGGAGAUAAUCUACUUGAAUUCUACCCGAAAUUCGCGUCUCUUCUUGGCGGUCAGAUGUUAAACAUCUCUGGCACGUGUAUUCCUGCACAAGCAUCCGUCAAGUGCAAGUUUGGAUCUGAUCCUCACACAACAGUCACAGAGGGAAUUGUCGUCAACUCGAUGCUGGCUCGAUGUCCGGUUCCAAGACUCUCUCAACGAGGUGCCACGGAAAUCACUUUCUCUGUUGAUGGUGGUAGAACAUUUCGCCACAAGUCAACUAUCACUAUUGUCCGGAUGGGAAACAUUCCCCGCACAGUGAAACCGCAGCAGGACGGACCGAGACGACGCUGGAACGAGACGGAUGCAGACGAGCUCAGGAUCACGUGGCACGCGUCUCGAAUCUCCUACAACCAGCACGUGCUGCUCGACAUCAAGCUGAUUGGCUUCAGAGAGACACAAACAGAGGUAAUAUGGAAAGUGAUCAAGACUCUCGGUGAGGGCAUUCCAAACGCUGGCACGUUCUCGUUUUUACCAUCCCAGCACCGCUGUGCCGGUGAAGAUUGCCACUUGUUCGAGAUCGGAGUUAUAGAAGCCCAGCUAAGACCAGAAUACUGGACACAGUCCAAUACAGACGUAGCUGUAAGCUAUGGAAUAAUACCGCUCGGCUGGUUUGUUGGCGAUGCGAUGAAGUCUCGGUAUGGAGACAACUGGGUCGUUGACAAGUGUUUGGAGUGGUAUAGCGAGGACAAAAAGGACAUGUCGUGGCUAGACGACCUGCUACACUGCCCGUGCACGCUGGAACAGGCGCUGGCAGACUUCGGACGCUGGCAACCCGAUGUCGGCUGCAGCAUUUACAACAAGAAACCGACAAACUGCCACUACCACAUUGGCGCCAUCCACUGUGUGCGUUCCUUUCAACCGACGAAGCGAGGUUCCGGCAACCAAUGUUGUUAUGGUCCGGACAAAAUGCUCAAAUACGCCGCAGAUUCCUACCAGGGAAGUACCCCCGAUCGCAGCCAUGACUGGGGAGCCGUCCCCUAUAACCGCCCUGGCCACGUGCCGUCUGCGUCUCACUGGCUAGCCGACGUCAUCACCUUCUACUACUGCUGUCUGUGGACGAAUUACGAACACUGCGACUACUACAUGGACCAGCGACCAACCCGCGACUGUAUAGGAUACAGACCACCCAAGGCUGGCAUUGCAUAUGGAGAUCCACAUCUGAGGACCUUUGAUGAACAAAAGUAUAAUUUUGGUGGAAAGGGCGAUUUCUGGUUGUAUAGAUCCCAACACAUCAAAAUACAAGGAAGAUUUGACAUUAGACAGCAAACCUUUAAUUUCAGCGGUUUCAACACGACAGUACUGACCGGCGUGGCCAUGGUAGAAGAAAAUGGGCAGGUUGUAGAAAUUCGACUUGCCCCGCCAAACCUUAUGUCUGGAAACCGACUCCAGGUUUUGGUUGAUCACACCAGCACGUAUUUCAUCUACGAACCGCUUCGAACACAGAACUACAAAGGUGUCUCUGUAAUGACUAAUGAAGGCAAGCAUCACCUCGGCCGACACAGCAACUUCACAGUAUUAUUCAAGUCUGGAGUGGGCAUCCUGGUAGCUGAAAACAGCAGCUUGUUACACGUCACAGUUAACUUACCGCCACAGUAUAAGAAUCUAAGAACGCCAUCUGGUGGUCUGCUUGGAACCUGGAUGGACAAGAGCAAUUAUUUCACUGCAGCCGACGGAAGCACGGUUUCUGUAUCAGCGCCACCUGGAGAUAUUUACCGGCGAUUUGGGUUAACAUGGGCUGUCCAUAAAGAGGAAUCCUUGUUCCAGAAAGCUGUGUCUGUAGAUUCGCAGUUUGUUCCCACUUUCUCGUCUCCGUCAAUACCUCCCGGUGCUUCUUUCAGCGAGCACGACGUGCACGUGCUGUGCGGUGACAACACCCAGUGUAGAUUUGAUUACUUGGUCACCGGAGACAAGCGGACCGCAGAGGCAACCAUCAAAUCAUCACAGUGGUUUGACGCAUUGCGAACGUUUCAACAGCCAGCCGAGGUCUGUGGUUUGCUGGAUGUUCCUAGAAGUAUAAAGGACAACUACAACUACAGCCGCGGCAGCACAGUCGUUGUCAUGGGAUGUCGUAAUGGCGGCACAGUCGAAGGGGAAGCAACUCACACAUGCAUAAAAGAUGACGGAGGGAACCUUGUCUGGUCACCGGAUGUGAAAGGUCACUGUACAGCCUCAACUAAAGCACUCAGCAAUGGAAUGAUUGCUGGCAUAGUAGUCGCUGUUGUAGUUCUGCUUGGUAUAGGCUUUGCCGUUGCCGUUGUGCUCUACAUAAAAAGAAACAAGGAUGAAAAGUCUCAGGGCGAAGGUAAGCGGGAAUCCGAGCAUGGAGAAGCAGACGCCAUGAUGAGUGACCUAGAAAAGCGAGCAGCAGAUACCGACUGAUGGGCAUUACUCUGACUAAACCAGUCGUACUAUUCAUGAUUCAGACUAAACCAGCGGCACUGCAUUAUUCAGACUAAGACCUAACAAAAUAAAUUUCUGGUCUCUGGUCAGCGCGCGCGUCGAUUUUGACCCUCACGCUUUAACUUUUUUUUUAAUUUCCCGCUUUAUGACGGGUUUUUCCCCCGUUUUUUUCUUGCUAUAACGUAAAACCGCAUUUAGAGUCAAAAUGCCAUCGCGCAUGAACUAGGACGUGCAUUCUGAUUGCAGUUUAAAUAUGUCCCUUAUUUUGAUAUCAAAUAUAUCCACCUUUUCUGUGCAAUCCAUGCUUUUUAAAAAAGAAGAAUUCUGGAACUUUGGUGUGACCAGAGACCGACUUUGUAGUUUUUUUGGCCUAAACCAGCGGUACAAAAUUAUUCAGACUAAAGCAGCGGUACAACAUUAUUCAGACUAAACCAGCGGUACAACAUUAUUCAGACUAAAUCAGCGGUACAUCAUUAUUCAGACUAAACCAGCGGUACAACAUUAUUCAAACUAAACCAGCAGUACAACAUUAUUCAGACUAAACCAGCGGUACUGCAUUAUUCAAACUAAACCAGCAGUACAACAUUAUUCAGACUAAACCAGCGGUACUGCAUUAUUCAAACUAAACCAGCGGUACAACAUUAUUCAAACUAAACCAGCAGUACAACAUUAUUCAGACUAAACCAGCGGUACUGCAUUAUUCAAACUAAACCAGCGGUACAACAUUAUUCAGACUAAACCAGCGGUACUGCAUUAUUCAAACUAAACCAGCGGUAAUGCAUUAUUCAAACUAAACCAGGGUACUGCAUUAUUCAAACUAAACCAGCGGUACUACAUUAUUCAAACUAAACCAGGGUACUGAAUUAUUCAGACUAAAACCAGCAGUACUGCGUUAUUCAGACUAAACCAGUGGUACUGAAUUAUUCAGACUAAACCAGCGGUACUGCAUUAUUCAGACUGAACUAGCGGUACUGCAUUAUUCAGACUGAACGAGCGGUAAUGCAUUAUUCAGACUGAACGAGCGGUACUGCAUUAUUCAGACUGAACCAGCUGUACUGCAUUAUUCAGACUGAACGAGCGGUACAGCAUUAUUCAGAUUAAACCAGUGACACUGCCUUAUUCAGACUAAACCAGUGGUACUGCAUUAUUCGGACUUAACCAGCGGUACUCCUUUAAUCGCCAUAGAGAUUUUAACCAAACAUCAAAACAUAGUUAAUAUAGCCGUGCAAGGUGUUUUUAAAACCUUUUAAUUAUUAGUAUUAUUUACCCAUGGAGAACAGAUCGUUCACGUGUUUUCUUUUCGUUUUCUUCCCAUGGCACUCCAUCCAUAUCUUAGAUACCCCAAGAAGUAGACAUUAAUCUAGGUCACAUAAAUGUAUUUAAGAGACAUUCCUGAGUUUGCUGCAUUAUAAGAUGUUUCCGACUAAUACAAUAUUCUUAUAAUUAAACUUACAUA